CUAAACAGAAAGAUGGAAACUAAAAUACAUUUACUCUGCCAGGGAGAAGAAAAUAUUGAGUUAUCCUGUGAUGGUUCUAGUUCUUCUGCAACCAACUUACCAUCAAAGAAUAUUGACAGCAAAAAAUACAUCACCUUUUCUAAAAUGAUAGAAAAGAGAUUUUCACCUCAAUUUAGGUGUUGGAAGCCAGAACACAAAAAAAUGUAUGAAACAUCAAUACUCCUAUGUGAAGAUGAAAAAUCCUCUGCUAUUUCAGGAGGGAAAAUAGUCAGGAGAAGGAAAAAUUUACAAGUGCAACUACAUACUAAAAGACCCGAGAUUGCCCCUUCUAUGAAGCCAUCAAAGCAGAAGAUGGCUAUGAAAGAACACUCUUCAUGCAAGUUGCUGAAUCAGUACACUGUUCACAAGACUUUAUCACCCCAUUGUACAUCUUCCUCUCUUACUCGGAGAAAUGAAGUGCUUUAUAACCUGUCCCAGACAUUGUAUGAAGAAGUACCUAUAGGACAUUUUUCCUCAGAAGAAUUAAGUGCACUUCAGAAAGCCUGUAAAAUUUUUAGUAAAAUUCGAAGAGGUAAAAUUUAUGUAAAUGAUCUGCCAAUGAUCCUUCACAUCUUGAAGAUUUCUCUCAGUGAUUCAGAAAUGCGAAAGGCACUAACAACUACUGAUGUUGAUGUUAAUGGGAUACUGCCUUUUACAGAUUUCCUGAAGGCAGUGAAUGAUGUUUCUUAUUUGGUCUCUCAGGAUCCAGCAUUUCAGAAUGCCUUGAAGAUUUUUCAUAGGAUAAAGGGUGGUCGAGUUGCUGUUGAUGAAGUGGCUACUGUUUUGGAUAGCAUGGCUAUCCCUGUAAUUCCUGAAAUUUUACAGGAAGUGUUAGCUCAUGCUAGUAUUGACCGUAACUUCACGGUGGAUAUUGGGGAUAUUAUAUUUACUUUGGAUGAACUACAGCAACAAUAUGAGGCUGUUUCUAUCAUGGAAGGGUCAACCUUGGAUGAAACUACUUUAGACAAAAAGUUAUCAAAUGUGUUAGGAAGCCAUGGAAAAUAUAAGAGGAGAGACACUUUUUCAUCUAAAUCAUCUCAACUGUUAUCCCAAAGAUUUAGUGGAAAUGACCUCCAAUAUCAUAAAAUUAUGGAGAAAAAUGACCUUGAAUUUAAAGACUCAAAAAGAACGGUGCAAACAAGAAAAUACCUGGAUGGGGUUGAUAGCAGUGACAUAAGAUUCCAGGAACCACAUUCAAAGGAAGGAGUAAACUUUAAGAGAAGUGUGGAGAAAGCUGAAAUUCAUGGUUCAAAAUCAAAACCACAGAACUUGAAGAGUAUUAGCAGACUCAAAAAGUCCCUGGAUAAAAGUGAUACUAUUAAUAUCCCAAAACUUCAGGAACCAUCUGAGAGAAGUCAUUCCAGCCUCCCUAAACAGGGUACAUUUAAGGAAAAAACUACAGUUAAUGCAUUGGAAAAUGUCCUUGAAGCAAUCAGUAAACUCCAGGAAGAUUACAUUGCUGCAGAAGAACUUCAGUCUAUCUUGCCUUCAAUAGGAAUUACUUUAUCAGAUAAAGAGUUCCAGAAAAUUGUGACAAACACUGAUAGAAAUGAAGAUGGGAUGAUGAAGUUAGAUGACUUUUUAAGUGCUCUCUCUAAGGAGCAAAGUCUUCCUGAACAUGAUGUGGUGAAGAAUGUCAUUAAAGCCAUCGAUAAAAUUAAAAAUGAAAAUGUUGAUUUUGAGGAUUUGAAUACAUCUCUUCAAAACCUUGGCAUUUAUCUUUCUAAGCCAGAAUUUGAGAAAACCAUGGAGUUGAUUAAAGUUGAUGAAAUGAACAAAGUGAAUUUUAAAGAAUUUGUUGAUACUGUGAUGAACAACAUAGAGCACGUCCCUGAAAAAUUAUUAUUGUCUGAUACUGUUGAAAACCUCCGCAAUCUCAGCCAAGAGACUAUCAGUGCUCCUGAUCUAUGGAACAGUCUGUCUAGUUUGAAUAGAAAUUUAAAAAAAGAUGAGUUCCUAGCUGCACUGAAAUUAUCAACAAUUGAUGGUGACAAAGUACAAACUGAUGAAUUUGCAAAAGUGGUAAAAAACAUGUGUGAUGCCUCCAGGUUAGAAGAAUUAAAGGAGGUUGUCUCAGCUCUUGAUUUGCUUGAAGGUGACAUGAUAGCUGGGAGGAACUUGGAAGAUUUUCUAAGAAAUAUUGGGAUUAAGUCACCUUCAGAAGAGGCAGAGAAAAUUCUUCAAUCAGAUUUUGUUUCUGAAGAUGGCAUGAUUAAUGUUAAAGACUGUGUAAAGGCUUUGACAGACACCCAGACAUUUUCCAAUUUUAUUGCAUUGAAUGAGGCCAUGAAGGCAUUGGACUGCAUUAAAGAAAGUAACCAGUCUGAUAAGGACCAGUAUUUAGAUGUACAAAAAAACACCAGUAGAAUUAAUUCCAUUGAUCAUGUUCCUCAAGAAAUACUGGAUGAUUCCUCAAUUCAGGAUUUUAGGAAAAAGGCUAUAUCUUCAAAUCUGAAAUUGCCAAAAGCUGAUGAUUUUAGGGAAGCUGCUUGUAUCUUGUCACAUGUUGAUAAUGGCAAAAUUGGCAUACCUAAUUUGGAGCAUGCCCUGAAAACUUUGAAUGUUAAUUUAGCUGAAGAGGACUUCAGGGAAGCCCUUAAAUAUUGUGACAUCAAUGAUAAUAAUGAGGUGGAUUUAAAAGAUUUCUUAAGUGGAAUUAAGGAAAAUCCACAAAUCAAAGAUUCCCAAGCUACACAGCUACUAUUAUCUACUACGCAAGUUUUCCAGAAUGAUCUAAUUGAUAUUCCUGCCCUCAAGACAUUAUUGAUGAACAGUGACCUCCAUGCAGCUAAUACUUUACUUAAUGAAGUAUUAAGACAUGUACCUGAACAUGUGGAAUGAAUUCCUGGAGAUGCUGUUGCCAAGUGGAAAUUAUAGUAUACUGAUAUCCAGGGAUACCUCAGUGGGGUUGUACAUAGUGUUGACUCGGAG
Talpa occidentalis (Iberian mole) is the source of this 2970-nucleotide messenger RNA. It is a transcript of the gene EFCAB13, whose product is annotated as EF-hand calcium binding domain 13. The record is from RefSeq and is a predicted model, not a curated record. Gene Ontology annotation, molecular function: calcium ion binding. NCBI's taxonomy places the organism in Eukaryota, Metazoa, Chordata, Mammalia, Eulipotyphla, Talpidae. The transcript has 24 exons. Bases 13 to 2880 code for a protein of 955 amino acids.